GCCCAAUAUGAGUUUUGCUACAAAGCUCUUGUGGAAUUCAUAGAUAAUAAAGGUCUAGAGAAUCUGUGAGGGGAAUGUGAAGGCGACUGACUACAGGAAGUAGAGCCUUUUAUUUUAGCAGACUCUGUGGUUACUUUGGAGAUAUAUUUCUCAAUUUUAUGAGGUAACAUCACAGUGGAUUGCAAAUGAUGAACAUUUUAACAUAUACUCAAAGUUUGUAGUGAAUUGCAAAGAUCUGUGCAUUUCAUCUUGUUCCCCUGCAUAUGGUAGGAGAUGGUGAUCUGCAAGUAUGACUUUUAUAGUAGUUUUUUACCGUCAAAGUUAAUGACCUUUUUUAAUUUCUUUUGGAGAAGUUGUGAAGAAUCUCCCACCGGUAAGGUAGCAUCACAGUUGAAUGAAGGGUUAGGGACAGCUGUAGUGAUAGAAAGUCAGUGAUAGAUGUUGCUGUCACUUUUGACUAAGUAAAGAUAGCCGGCCAAAAUGUUCAUGACAAAGUGUAAGGAAGUGAACUUUGGUAAAGAAUAUGGAAAUUGUACAUAGAUAAGAAAGCUUACACAUAAACCCAAAUAAAAACACAAGCACAGUCAAUCACAAACACACAACAACACACACAGAUAAACAAGUAAACAAAUGAACAAACACAGAAACACAAUUAUGAAUACAAAAAAAAAAAGAUUACACAAGAAUGUUAACCAAGUAUACAAUCCUAGUGUUCAGGAAAAUGUUUGGCCUUCAGAGAGAAGCUGACCCCACAGAGUUCCCCUUCAAGUUGCUAGUGACGUUACUGUUGACACAAGCGCGAAGGGAGUCUUUCCUUCGUGUAGUUUAUGCUUGGUUUGAAUACUGUUAACCUUUAGACUGUAGUGACAAUUAAGGUUAUGACUAUAGCAAGUAAUAGACAAUGGCUAGUGCUCAAUUGUAUGUACUAGUAUAUUUUAUUGCUCAUGAUUAUUAUGGCUUAAUUUCUUUUAUAUGAUCAGUAUCUACUUAGGUAAGACAGUUUGUUUUCUCAUUACUUUUUCUUUUUUGAUUUUGAUGUAAUAUUCAGUGUUCAAGAAGAAAGAUUGUUGAUUUGUAAUGUAGGCAUUGAUAUAACCAUGUUAUUGUCACUGUGUUCAUUUACUGCAUAUAUCCAUCUUGUUUUAAAGAUAUACAAAUGUAGGAAAGAUUUACAAAAAGAUGAGAGAAAGAAAAAUAGAAAUAAAGAAAAAAGCAGAUUAUUCUUAAGUGGAACUUGGAUGGAACGGUAGGCUAUAUGUCCAUCAGGCUAUGAAGAUACUUGUUGGGACCAUGAAAUUUUUACAUGUGCAUUUAUGGUACCUUUUUAAGCCCAGGAAGGGAUUUAGCUAAGUGACUCCUGUCAAGACUUUCUAGGAAUGAUGUAUUUUUACUGAUGGUUAUGGUCUUGUACUGCUGCUGUAUCGGUAUUUUUGUUUUGUUUUUUCAGCAUGACUGCAUGGUGUAGUAGGGAGAACUGACAGAAAGCCUUUUUUAUUUGCAGAAAGCAAUUUCUUCCUUUUGCUUCAUUGAUUUAGGAAGUGUGGUAAUUGCUGCUAUCGUGGACUGCGAGGCUGAAAUUUAAAGAACAUUAGAUUGAAUGUAAGAAAACUGAUGAGAUCAGUCAAUUUUAAUCCAUUAUGUAACUGUGUUCGUCUGAAAAAACAUAAUUCAAAUUUGUUUAUUAGGUUCUGCAAAAUAGAAUAUAUACUUUAUGUUUGCAUAUCAAAAAUAACUAUUACUGAUGAAAAUUUGUUGGUGAUAUUACUUAUGAUAAGUUAGAGUAAGAGUAAUAAUUGUUAAUGCAGCUAUUUUGAAUUUACAAAAACAUCAAAGCUAGGGGGUUCACAGUUAAUCCCAUUAUUAUUAUUAUUAUUAUUUUUUUAUUAUUAUUAUUAUUAUUAUUAUUUAUUAUUAUUAUUAUUAUUAUUAUUAUUAUUAUUAUUAUUAUUAUUAACAUUAUUAUUAUUAUUAUUAUUGGAGGGGAAAGAUGAUGGAUAUUCUUCAAAUAUUCAUUUUUUAAAUUUAUUGUGCUUAGUAUGAUCUUUAAAAAUCCCAGUUGCACUCAUUAGUUUUAUGAAAUAUGUCUGUUAUAUUCUGAUAUGCCAUUAUUGAUUGCAAAAUCCAAAAUAUGAAGCAUUUAAUUUAUCAGUUCAUGCUACUACAUCUUAUUUACAUGACUUGCAAAUGGUGGAUGCUUUAAUCCUGUUUGUGCUGUGCAUGACUUGGAGGUUCAGGAUGUUUGUGUUCUGUCAUUAUCAUCUUUUUUUUUUUCUUUUUUUUUCAUGUCUAAACUUUUGUAGUUAUAACCAGAGCAUUUCGGUAUGCUGUGACAAAAUUGUCAAGCCUAUUGAGGUGAGGGUUAAGGAAGUUGUCAGAACAAAUUUCUCCCUUUUGUUUUGAAGCAUCCAUGAAAGCUGUCACAGAGCAUAAACUGGGGGCUGGAAGGUGAUGAAUGUGUGAGAUCCCUGAAUUUGAAUUUCUUGUGCGUUGUAUGAUGAUUCAUUGAGGAUAGAAAAAAUUAACAUCGCCAUUCAUUCAAGUAGCAUUCCUGUUAAAGGACAGUGUCACUUUCUUAACUAUUCUUUCCUGGUACGCUGAAUAUGUGAACAGUCUCUUAGGUUAUUUACCGCUGCAUUGCUUAGUGGGAUUCUUUCUUGGAGGAAACUGCUGCUAUAGCCAAAGAUAUGUUUAGGGUCAGGCAGCUAGGGACAUGCUACAUAUUGUUCUUUCUGCCUUGGUGCAUUGAAGGGCUUGCUUAAUUUGUAAUAAUUUUUCCCUGUAUUCUUUUACUUUUUAUGUCUAUAUUUUGCCUUUCUUUUUCUUUUUUUUCUUAUUUUACUUUUUUUUUUGGUUGAUACUUUCCUUAUUAAAUUUGUCCAUAUUGAUAAUUUUUAAAGUGUAUAAUGAAAGAAUGAAUAUCUGUAAUUGACUUCCCUGUAUUGUAAGGUGAUUUCAGGGUCACAUGAAGGGAUAGCAUUGUGUCGCACAAAUUGAGCUGUACUGGCUCAUUACCAAACUGUUUAAAACUGAAAAAUGUAAAUAUGUAAUUGUUCUACAUGUAUCAUGAACAUCCUAAGCUACUUCCCAACAAGAAUCACUUCUACAUCCUCAAAAAAGGAAAACAUGUACAUUUUUUAAAAGUGACUGCAUGCCGUUCUUGGAACUUUAAGCAGGAACUGAUGGGAGAAGAAAGAAAAAAAAAAAUUUGGCACAGGUGAGCUUCACUCCCAACUGUAAAUAAUCUUACAAUAUAUAUGAUUUAAUUUCAAUGUAAAGCUUGGUUUAAUGUGCUGCUCCAGCAAAAUGUAUGUGAAUUAUUUGCAAUUAAGGUAACCGUAGUUCCUGUACUGGUUCUCUAGGUGAGUGAUUGGUCGUUGAGUGUCAAAUUAAUAGUCUAAAAUAAAAGAAGGUCCACCUUGCCAGUUCCUGACUUGUCCAUAACUCAUAAAAGGGCUGAUCCAUCCCCAAGCUCUCAGUAAGUGUGGGUGCUCUUUCUCUUCGGAGCAUCCAUUUCACGGGUACUAGGUAUAGCUGAAAAAAAGAAAAAAAAAAAAUAUAGAACAAACUUUUAAAAAAUACUGCUUUUCAUAUGCUUUCCUUUGUCUUGUAUUACCUAAUGCUAAUAUUGAUAACCCUAAUUAAAGAUAAAAAAGUGUGAGUAUAUACACCCUGAAAUUGUUUUAGGAAAAUAUUUUCUAUACUCAGUCUGUCCUGAUUAAUUCCAGAUACAUAGGGUAAAAGAGGUGUAGUUAUGUACUUGUUUCAAAGGUUAAAGUAGCUCAUAGAACUAGACGUUAAUGUUCUUAAUUCAAGAACUUGUGAAUAGGAUACAUGUGGCAGAUUAUUCCUAGGUUUGAAUGCCAUCUUUAAGUUGCAUUUUACUUUGUGAAUUUUUGCAUUUCUGGCUUCAGGUGGAUUAUUUCCAUUAUUUUAUUCCUUAAUUGCAUUUUUUAAAUAUCAUUGCACAAGAAUGCAUCUGUGGAGUUGUUGAGAUAUUUUUUCUAUUCCUUUUAUAUUGUGUGUUUUGUGUAGGAUAUAAUAUAGUACUGUUAUUAUAAUUUUUAUUAGAUUUUUCUUUGCAUAUCUCAUUUAUGAUUAGAUAAUUUUACUCUGUUCUGGGGAUGGUGGAUUCACUCAUACCUGAUUAAUUAGUCUGUGGAUAUUUGUAAUUCCUAGACCAUGUCUCUUUAUAAUAAGUUAAUGUUUUUUUGUUGUUCUUUUUUUGCCUGAACAGUAUUGUGGUUUCCACUUUUUAUUUAUUUAUUUUUUACCUGAUGAAUGCAUUGAUAUCUUGUAAUUUAAAUAUAAAACAAAUGAUACAAAAAACCUUUGUAAUAUGUACAGUAUGUUGUCAACAGCAUUCACACUCAAAUAAAACAUAAACACA
Messenger RNA from Penaeus vannamei (Pacific white shrimp), 4387 nucleotides. Lineage: Eukaryota; Metazoa; Arthropoda; Malacostraca; Decapoda; Penaeidae. The record is from RefSeq and is a predicted model, not a curated record.